AUGUCUAUUCAUUUUCUUUCUUUCUUUCUUUCUUUCUUUCUUUCUUUCUUUCUUUCUUUCUUUCUUUUCUCCCUGAUUCUAUUCUCUUUUUUUCAUUUUCUUACUUUUCAUCUCGUUUCUUUCUUUCUUUCUUUCUUUCUUUCUUUCUUUCUUUCUUUCUUUCUUUCUUUCUUAAUCGUCACAGGUUCGUCCCCUCUCUCAUUUGACUUGUCUUUUAACUUUUACAUUUCUAUUCACAUUUUUCUAAUUUCUCAUCGUCUUUCUUUCUUUCUUUCUUUCUUUCUUUCUUUCUUUCUUUCUUUCUUUCUUUCUUUCUUUCUUAUCAGACUCUUCGCCUUUUCCCUUUCCAUAUUUUUUUAUAUUCUUUUGUCUUUUUUUGCUUUCUCAUCACAGAGCCAAAUCUUAAUUGAUAUCUAUCUAUCUAUCUAUCUAUCUAUCUAUCUAUCUAUCUAUCUAUCUAUCUAUCUAUCUAUCAGAGCAGCUGUUUUCUCCCUCACUUUUAUCCGUCUAUAUCUAUCUAUCUAUCUAUCUAUCUAUCUAUCUAUCUAUCUAUCUAUCUAUCUAUCCAUCCAUCUAUCUAUCUAUCUAUCUAUCUAUCUAUCUAUCUAUCUAUUACUAAUGAUCUUCCUUGACCACAUCCUUACCACCAUCAGAUCUAGACGCCCCCCUCAACAGGCUAAUUUCAUGCCCGCCUGCUACACCCCUAGUCACAUCUCGGGCUCCUCAUCGAGAAGUUCCGGGAGUACAGUGAGUAUUGCGUCGCCUUUAUCGACACAGUUCACAGAACGACUCUGUGGGACAUCCUGCGCACCCGAUCGCUGCCGGCUUCCUCCAGGGUUGUGUAGCCUCCCGCGAUUUAUUCAUUAUUGA
Molecule: messenger RNA, 870 nt
Organism: Acanthosepion pharaonis
Lineage: Eukaryota; Metazoa; Mollusca; Cephalopoda; Sepiida; Sepiidae
Source: the annotation of a GenBank genome assembly